CUUAUUUUAUUUUUUAUAUUCCAAUGCACACAACAAACACCAAAGACAUAUCGCUUAAAUGGGAAAAAGCGUUAACACAGUCUUUAGGCCAGCGGAGUGGGAUAACUCCGAGGAGCAGGAGACACCCAAGUUGGAGUACCUGGUGACCAACAAGAAGACACCGCCAGUGGAACUCUACCUCACGGCAUUCGCCUCCGCCUGCAGUGCCGAGAUCGUGGGCUAUCCAUUCGACGUGUGCAAGACGCGCAUGCAGAUCCAGGGCGAGAUCGCCAGCAGGGUGGGUCAGAAGGCUAGGUACCGGGGUCUGCUGGCCACUGCCAUGGGAAUCGUCAGGGAGGAGGGUCUGCUGAAGCUCUACGGCGGCAUAUCCGCCAUGCUGUUUCGCCACUCCCUCUUCAGUGGCAUCAAAAUGCUGACCUACGACUAUAUGCGUGAGAAGAUGAUCGUGCCCGACGCGGACGGCAGACCGCAGCUCUCCUUUCUGGGUUCCUGCAUCAGUGGCGUUGUGGCCGGCGCCACUGCCAGCGUGCUCACCAAUCCCACCGAGCUCAUAAAGAUCCAGAUGCAGAUGGAGGGCCAGCGGCGUCUGCGUGGCGAACCACCACGCAUCCACAACGUCCUCCAGGCCCUGACUUCCAUUUACAGAACGGGUGGUGUGGCGGGGCUCUGGAAGGGAACGGUUCCAAACACGUGGCGCUCGGCACUCGUCACCAUAGGGGACGUCAGCUGCUACGACUUGUGCAAGCGUAUGCUGAUUGCCGAGUUCGACCUGGUGGAUAACCGAGAAGUCCAGUUCGUAGCCGCCAUGACCGCCGGCGUAGCGGAUGCCAUACUGAGUUUGCCAGCGGACGUGGUCAAGUCCCGGAUCAUGAAUCAGCCCACUGAUGAGCAGGGACGCGGGCUGCAUUACAAGGGCUCCCUGGACUGCCUAAGCCGAUUGGUGAGGGAGGAGGGCUUCCUGGCCAUGUACAAGGGAUUCCUUCCCUACUGGAUGCGUGUCGGACCUGCCUCAGUGGUGUUCUGGAUGACCUUCGAGCAGAUUAGACAUUUUCGCGGCAGUGAAGGUUACUAGGCUACUGCUAUUUAAAUUCUGCUGAUUUAUUAUUUAAAAAGAUACAAGA
Messenger RNA from Drosophila erecta, 1121 nucleotides. RefSeq names its product mitochondrial uncoupling protein 4 (gene Ucp4B). Gene Ontology annotation, cellular component: mitochondrial membrane. The record is from RefSeq and is a predicted model, not a curated record. Gene Ontology annotation, biological process: response to cold; mitochondrial transport. Bases 59 to 1072 code for a protein of 337 amino acids. Lineage: Eukaryota; Metazoa; Arthropoda; Insecta; Diptera; Drosophilidae. The transcript has 2 exons.